This is a messenger RNA of Camelina sativa (false flax), 1454 nucleotides long. RefSeq names its product F-box protein At1g67340. The record is from RefSeq and is a predicted model, not a curated record. NCBI's taxonomy places the organism in Eukaryota, Viridiplantae, Streptophyta, Magnoliopsida, Brassicales, Brassicaceae. Gene Ontology annotation, molecular function: protein binding.
AGAUUAAAAAAAAAAAGAUAGAGAGAAGAGAUAAGAAGAGUCUCUGUGUGUAAUCCUCCUCUCAAAAAAAAAAAAGACAAAUAAGAUUAUUAUGUUACCCGUUACAAAAACAACGAAGAGAGCUUUCUCCGGCGACUUAACUCCGGGAAGAAAACGCCGGCGAUGUGUUGAUGUCGUUCUUUCCUCUGUUUCUCCCCCGCCGGAAAGUGUUGUUGAUGUGGGUGUUGGUGGCGGUGUAGAUUUGUUAGAUUCAAUCCCUGACGAUCUUGUUGUGUCUAUCCUCUGUAAACUUGGCUCUUCUUCACGAUGUCCUGCUGAUUUCAUCAACGUUUUGAUGACAUGUAAGAGAUUAAACGGAUUAGCUAUGAACCCUCUCGUGUUGUCGAAGUUGUCUCCUAAAGCUAUUGCUGUUAAAGCUCAUAACUGGUCGGAAGAUUCUCACCGGUUUUUAAAACGGUGUGUCGACGCCGGAAGUCUCGAAGCUUCUUACACUCUAGGAAUGAUUCGCUUUUAUUGUUUACAAAACAGAGGAAACGGCGCGUCGUUGAUGGCUAAAGCCGCGAUUAGUUCUCACGCGCCGGCUUUGUAUUCGUUAGCCGUGAUUCAGUUCAACGGAAGCGGUGGUUCCAAGAACGAUAAAGAUCUUAGGGCCGGUGUGGCUUUGUGUGCGCGUGCGGCUUUUCUUGGACACGUCGAUGCGUUGCGCGAGCUUGGUCACUGUCUUCAAGAUGGUUAUGGUGUUCCUCAAAACGUGUCCGAAGGUCGUAGGUUUCUCGUUCAAGCCAACGCACGUGAGCUCGCCGCCGUUUUAUCUUCCGGGGUACAAGAUAGGCCAACGUGGCUCACUUUAGCACAGCCACCUCCAGCUCCUAACCAUGGACAAGGAUGUCCUUUGCUUAGCGAUUUCGGGUGUAAUGUACCGGCACCGGAGACGCAUCCGGCGAAUAAGUUUUUGGCUGAGUGGUUCGCCGUACGCGGCGGAGAUUAUCCCGGAGAUGGGUUGAGGUUGUGUUCACACGCUGGAUGUGGACGGCCGGAGACGAGGAAGCAUGAGUUUAGGAGGUGUUCGGUUUGUGGCGUUGUGAAUUAUUGCUCACGCGCUUGUCAAGCUUUGGAUUGGAAGCUCCGGCAUAAGAUGGACUGUGUCCCGGUUGAACGGUGGCCUGAUGAAGUUGAAGGUGGUGAAGGUAACGUUCAGAUUGACGGUAAUGGUAACGGUGAUAAUGUUUUGCUUCCAAUGAGUUAACGGCAAUGUAACGGCUGCUUUGAAUAGUAAAAAAAAAAAACGACGCGAGAGAUGAAGGUAAAAAAACGGAAGCUUGGUUCAUUUUUUUUUUUGCUAUUAGUGGAAAAGAUUAGGAUAAAAAUAUUACUAUCGACUAUCGAGCUGAGUAAUUUUUGUAAUUCCAAAUCGACUGUAAAGAGGAGUUAUAAAUGAACGGCCUUUUUUUUCA